Messenger RNA from Exophiala aquamarina CBS 119918, 843 nucleotides. Its product is annotated as agmatinase 1. The record is from RefSeq and is a predicted model, not a curated record. Lineage: Eukaryota; Fungi; Ascomycota; Eurotiomycetes; Chaetothyriales; Herpotrichiellaceae. The coding region runs from base 1 to 843 and encodes 280 amino acids. The transcript has a single exon. Gene Ontology annotation, molecular function: metal ion binding; agmatinase activity.
AUGGUUCUGAUGAGGCCGCUGACUGGAGUGAAUAGAUAUGACAAUGCUUAUGCCCUGCAGCAGAUUGAGAAUGGGCACAACGCUCUCCUAACUCGCACACCGUAUACCGCUGCCAAUGAGCCGGGGAUCAGCAAGUCGGGAAAGACACUUCCUCGCAUCAUCACCCUGGGAGGCGACCACACAAUCACCCUGCCACUGCUCCGCAGCAUCAACAGAGCUUAUGGACCGAUCUCAGUGAUCCACUUCGACUCGCAUCUCGAUACAUGGAAGCCCAAGGUAUUCGGUGGAGCGCCUAGCGAACAGGCCGCCAUCAACCACGGCACAUAUUUCUACUGGGCUAGCGAGGAAGGGCUUCUUGCGAACGACAGCUCCAUCCACGCAGGCAUCCGAACAACGCUCUCAGGGCCUAGUGACUAUGACCACGACGGCUACGUCGGGUUCACACGUGUUGAGGCUCGUGAGAUAGACACCAUCGGCACCUGGGGAAUCAUCAAAAAGAUCAAGGAACGUGUCGGGACCAAGAACCCCGUUUACCUUUCCAUCGAUAUCGACACUCUCGAUCCUGCGUUUGCGCCUGCCACGGGAACUCCUGAGACUGGAGGCUGGAGCACUCGUGAACUGAGGACCAUCCUCCGCGGGCUAGAAGGUAUCAAUUUCGUUGCUGCCGAUAUUGUUGAGGUUGCGCCAGCGUAUGACACGAAUGCGGAGUUGACAACUAUGGCAGCAGCGGAUGCUCUUUAUGAGGUCAUGACUUUGAUGGUGAAACGGGGCCCGUUGACACUCAAGGCAACACAGGCCGAGUAUAUUCCUACCAUGGUCGAGGGAGAGGAGGCAUAUCAAUAA